Molecule: messenger RNA, 2123 nt
Organism: Ictalurus punctatus (channel catfish)
Lineage: Eukaryota; Metazoa; Chordata; Actinopteri; Siluriformes; Ictaluridae
Product: F-box protein
Exons: 10
Coding region: 381-1898 (505 amino acids)
Molecular function (GO): protein binding
Source: RefSeq, a predicted model, not a curated record
AGGAUUUAAACUAGUCCACUUUCGUGUGUCGUUUAUCGGUCACAUGUUUCUAUGGAAACGAACCAUUCCACUGCCCUGUAAAAUGGGGGAGACCAGGAAGUGUUACUUGUUGACAGUUAAUUAUUUAUUUGACAUUAUAAAGAGCGAAUUCGUCGUGGAAAAUAGUUGAUGAUUGCUUAAAAUAUGUUUAGCUAACAUGUUAAUGUGGUUUAUUGAUAUUUUUAUAAUGGGUUUUCUUACGUGAUAGCUAAAUAAAACCCCAUUAACGAGCACAUGGACAAGUCCUAAUCGCUUAUUCAGAGGAAAUUGAGCAAAUGUGCAUGGUUCUUAUUUCUCGUGUGUUUUAUAAAACGCGUUUUAGAGCUCAGGUGUGUUCCUGAAUGGCCACUGGACGUGGUCAGUUCUUGCUGAGUCUGAGGCAGGGGUUGGAGAGGAUUCAGCCAGGUAGACACGGAGGAAACUCAGGAAGAAACCAAAAGGAAAAACCUGCACGUGAUGGCCGCAGCAGCAGGAGCAUAUGUAGGGAUGAGCGCACCAAGCCACCUCCACCACCCCCUCAAGUAGUAUGUUGCUCUGCCCAGUCCUGGUCCCAGCCCCUUCCUUCCUCCCUCUGUGGGGAAAAUUACUUUAAAAGCUUGCCACCUGAGAUCAUCCUGAAGAUUUUCUCCUAUUUGGACGCGGCGUCUCUUUUCUGCGUCGGCUUUGUUAACCGACAGUUUCGAGAUCUGGCGGAUGACAACAUGAUGUGGUACGAGUUAUACUCCUAUGAGAUGGGCAGGAGGAAGUGGAGGCCGAGGUUGUGCGAGACGCCAGACUCUGUGAGCGCCGACGUGCAGGAUGUCCCGGCGGCGGUGUGGAAGAGGCUGCUGUUCAGAAAAAUGGGCUGCCAUAGCGAUGCGGUGUGGAAGAAGGAGCUGAGACACGUGAACCUGAGCACGGGCAUGCCGCAGCAAACCGAGCAGGUCCUCAGGAGUCUGCGUGUUGUCUGGGAGAUCACGCUGAUCUAUAGGCGAGGGAAGCAGAGCAUGUCCGAGCAUUCUCAGGCGUUUUUCUCCGACUCGUCCGUAACCGUGUGCUGGAGCGACGGCGUGUUUCCGAAAAUUCACAACGUCAUUAGCAUGCAGCUCCACGGAGUCCUGGGUUCCCCCACGACCACGCCAGCCAAGCCGCGGUGGCGCUCUCUGAUCUGUAAAACGCUGGUGAGACGGGUUGACAAAUGGAGGCAUAUCGGGACGGACAGGCUGGUGAAACUGUUCCAGUUUGAUGAAGGGAUCACUGUGGGAGUAUGGAGAGGCACGUGGGUGAUCGCCUUCAUCAUGGCCACCUUACACUUCCACAGACUGGUGGAGAGAAGUGUUCUCGGGUCUCUGUUCUGCCCCUACAGGCCAGAAGAGAUCAGCUUCCUGCAGACCGACGUGCUCCCGGGUAUCAGUGUUCCUGGUUACACAGUGCUCGUGCAGCUUCACAACUCAGUGAGACGCAUCAUGCAGUGCCGUUACUCGCCGGUGCUCUGUACCAGAGAUGAUCUCCAUAGCGAAUUCGUGCAACUCCGACCUGUUAAGUCCAGAACGUCUCAGAAGCGCACACCCAUCUUGGGGAAGAUCAGUUUCCCCUGGAAGGCCGGUGAGCUGCACGGAGAUGUCAAGGACUGCUGCAUGAUGACGGUGUCUGUGCUGGACGCGGCUCAGAGGCCGGUGUGGUGCAUCAGCUCGUCCGUGUCUCUCGUCCUCGGUCGCUCCAACGUGGUGUGCGAAACCUAUGACGGCGAGCAGUUUGUGCUGUGGUACAACGGUCCCGACGGGAAGCUGAAGAUGACCCUGGUGUGGAUGCAGGACCUGGAGAUGUACUUCCUGAUCAACCUCCACAUCUGGAUCCGCGUGGAGAAAGAAGACGCGUGACCUAAUUUAUGUAGACAUGUUAAGUUUGUUUUAUAGCUGGAUUUGAAAUCUACUGUUUUUAUUUGUUGGUUUGUUUGUUGCGUAGUUUAAAUGCCUAAAUCUGAUUUAGGAUCAUCGUCGCUCGUAUAAAGUUCCUUUUCAGAGUUGAUUUUCUUUCUUGCAGCUGGUUGGAAGAUUCAUUUUCUUGUGUUACGAAGUGAAUAAAGUGAGACUGUGGACACGUGA